Metarhizium acridum CQMa 102 is the source of this 534-nucleotide messenger RNA. The record is from RefSeq and is a predicted model, not a curated record. Lineage: Eukaryota; Fungi; Ascomycota; Sordariomycetes; Hypocreales; Clavicipitaceae.
AUGUACUCAAGUUAUACGGCGUUGGGCGCAGCCUCGAAGCAUGGCGCAUCAGUCAUGCCACUGACGGCACAAGACUCCGACUCCAAUGACUAUGAAUGGAAAACCGAGCCCCCAGUGCAAGACUUCAACACGGGGCUUGAAGCUACAUCUGACUGUGAAUUGCGGAACCUCAUUCGGCCGCUGAUUCAAAGGUCCAUAGGGGGAGACUCGACCAGUCUUGCCGGCGAUUGGAUGGCUGUACUAGAUGAGAAGUCUGAGGCGCAAUCUGCCGUGGUGUUGCACUACUCGCACCCACAGGAAGUUUGGGUCGAGCCUAUUGUUGGUCCGGCUGAAGUUGGCGAAGGGACAAUCUGGUGGAAAUUGCGCGUGCCGUUUAAGGCGGCGUGGACUCUCUUUAAUGCUGUUGGUAGCUGUGGUUAUGACGGGAUUGAGCUGUAUUCGCGAGACGAGUAUCGUAACUCGGAGGGGGUCCUCCAAACUGAGAUUCCAGACAAGAUUAUUACUGGUGAAAUGGAAGAUUCAAAGGGGCGGUAG